Molecule: messenger RNA, 1404 nt
Organism: Adineta steineri
Lineage: Eukaryota; Metazoa; Rotifera; Eurotatoria; Adinetida; Adinetidae
Source: the annotation of a GenBank genome assembly
AUGGCACAUCUAACAGCAUCAUCAGAAACCAAAGAUAGUGAUGAUUGUCAGCUUGUAUCUUUCACGAAUAAAUUACCCUAUUAUGUAAGACAUCUAUGCAAAUCUACCAAUAAAAACAAAACAGCAGCAGCAGCAGCAGCGAACAUAUCAAAACCAAAAGAUCGUAAUAUUUCAUCUGAAGUGGACUCGGUAAAUCUAAAUGACAAAACACAGAAAUCUGUAGCUGUAUUUUCACUUUCAUCAUCUUCAUCAUCAUCAUCAAUAAACGAACAGACAGGAAUAUCAUCAUUAAUGUCAACACGUAUCUUACCAGUUGGUCAUUAUCAUGAUCAAGAUCAAACAACAUCAACAAAUUUAAAUGAAACAAAUUCAACAUCAUCAACAAUCAUGAAAUGUUUUAAUAGUUAUCGUGAACAAAUGCCAUUUACGUCAAGUUGUUCGUCAUCAUCAUCAUCGUCAACGUCAACAUCAUCGUCAUCAUCAUCAACAAAUCCUCCAACAAAAAAAGAUUUUCUAUCAUCAAUUAAAUCAGCUGGCCAUUAUCUUCCAACUGUUGAUACAUUAACAAUUGAACAAAAUUUAUUUAAUAUGGUUCGUUUUGAUGUUAUUAAAUCAAAUUUUUGUGAUUUUUAUCAACUGGGAGAUUUUGUUCGAAGUGGAGGAUUUUCAGAUAUACAUGAAGGAACUCGUAUAAGUGAUAAUAAACCAGUUGUUAUUAAAUUUAUUCCAAAAGAUAAAACAAAAAAUUGGUUAAUGGUUAAUCAAAAAAAAUAUCCAGCAGAAAUUUUAUUACAUAAAGCUGUGCAUGAAAUUCAAGGAGUUAUUCAUGUGUAUGAUUAUUUUGAGAAUGCUGAACAUUGGAUAUUAGUUAUGGAACGUUUACGUAAUUGUCAAGAUUUAUUUGAUUAUCUAGAAUCAAGAGAUCGUGGACGUCUUAGUGAAAUUGCAGCAAGAAAAUUUUUUCAUCAACUAGUUCAAAUUAAUUUAGCAAUGUUACGAAAAGGUGUUGUUCAUCGUGAUCUUAAAAGUGAAAAUAUUCUAGUUGAUCUUGAUACAGAAUCACUUGUAUUAAUUGAUUUUGGUGCUAGUGCUAUAUACAAAUCACCAGUAUCAUUUUAUUCAGAUUUUCAUGGAACAAAACAAUAUAAAUCACCGGAAUAUAUUUUACGAAAACGUUAUACAGGUGUACCAUCAACUGUAUGGACACUUGGCGUAUUACUCUAUGAUAUGGUAUGUGGUAGUUUACCAUUUGAAAAUGAAGAUGAAAUAACUGGAUAUAAAUUAGCAUUAAAAUCACAUUUAUCAGCUGAAUUGAAAAAUUUAAUUCAACGAUGUCUUGCACAAAAUCCUGAUAGACGACCAUCACUUGAAUCAAUACUUGAACAUACUUGGAUUAAAAAUUAA